Molecule: messenger RNA, 1000 nt
Organism: Tupaia belangeri chinensis (Chinese tree shrew)
Lineage: Eukaryota; Metazoa; Chordata; Mammalia; Scandentia; Tupaiidae
Gene: SKA1
Product: spindle and kinetochore associated complex subunit 1
Exons: 7
Coding region: 198-965 (255 amino acids)
Biological process (GO): cell division; chromosome segregation; mitotic cell cycle
Cellular component (GO): spindle microtubule; mitotic spindle; outer kinetochore
Molecular function (GO): microtubule binding
Source: RefSeq, a predicted model, not a curated record
CUGUAGCAGAGUUGGCCUGCUGGGAGCGCGGUCGUGCGCGUGCGCGACGCCGGCGGGAGGCGCGGAGUUUGAAUUUUGUUCCCAGAGUCGCGUCUAGUGAUCACGGACUUCCGGCUGAAACUGAGGUGUCCACGGUUUGCGCCAUAACGGCGAGUAGUGUGCCCUUUGCUCCUGGACUCACGAGAGAGGCUUAAAGGAUGGCGUCCUCCGAUCUGGAACGGUUAUGCUCUCAUGUUAAUGAAAAGAUUAGCAAUAUUAAAAAAACUUUGUCAUUAAGAAACUGUGGUCAAGAGCCCACUUUGAAGUCUAUGUUACAUAAAAUAGGAGAUGAGAUCAUUGUAGUAAAUGAACUUCUGAAUAAAUUGGAAUUGGAAAUUCAAUAUCAAGAACAAACCAACAGCUCACUCAAGGAACUCUGUGAAUCUCUCGAAGAAGAUUAUAAAGAUGUAGAACAUCUCAAAGAGAACAUUCCUCUCCAUUUGCCUCAAGUAACAGUAACCCAGAGCACGGCUAAAGAAUCAGAUGUUGACCCUGAAGAACCAGUCAAAGUUGAGGAACCUGCACCCACAAAGAAGCUGCCAAAAGAACAAAGAAGUAUUAAAGAAAUGCCAUUUAUAACUUGUGAUGAGUUUGAUAGUGUUCCUGCGUACAUGAAAUCACGUUUAACCUAUUCUCAAAUUAAUGAUGUUAUUAAAGAAAUCAACAAGGCAGUAAUUAGUAAAUAUAAGAUCCUACAUCAGCCAAAAAAGUCUAUGAAUUCUGUGGCCAGAAAUCUCUAUCACAGAUUUAUUGAUGAAGAAACAAAGGAUACCAAAGGUCAUUAUUUUAUAGUGGAAGCUGACAUAAAGGAGUUCACAGCUUUGAAAGUUGACAAGAAAUUUCAUGUGUUACUGAAUAUUUUACGACACUGCCGGAGACUAUCAGAGGUCCGAGGAGGGGGACUUACCCGAUAUGUUAUAACCUGAGGCUCUUGUGAGAUUUUAAGUGGACCAACAGUAGG